AUGUACUGUGUGGUCUUUCUGGAACGGGGUAAGGAGCUGGACGGCGGCUGGAAGGCGCAGCUGAGUGUGCCCGAGCGGGACCGCCGGAUCAGAACCAGCGACGUCACCGCCACCAAGGGCAACGAGUUCGAGGACUUUUGUCUGUCGCGUGAGCUGCUGAUGGGUAUCUUCGAGAAGGGCUGGGAGAAGCCGUCGCCGAUCCAGGAGGCCAGUAUUCCGCUGGCGCUGAGCGGCCGCGAUCUGAUCGCGCGUGCCAAGAACGGCACCGGCAAGACCGGCGCCUACUGCAUCCCCGUGCUCAGCCAGGUCGACCCUAAGGUCGACGCCAUUCAAGCGUUAGUGAUGGUGCCAACACGAGAGCUGGCUCUGCAGACUAGUCAAAUAUGCAUCGAGCUGGCCAAGCACCUGGGAACCAAAGUGAUGGUCACCACUGGCGGCACGGUCCUCAAGGACGACAUCAUGAGAAUCUAUCAGAAAGUGCACAUGAUCGUUGCGACGCCCGGGCGCAUCCUGGACCUGAUGGAGAAACAGGUGUGCAAGAUGGACCGCUGCAAGAUACUGGUGCUGGACGAGGCGGACAAGCUGCUGUCUCAGGACUUCAAGGGUAUGCUGGACCGGCUCAUCUCGUUCUUGCCGUCCACACGCCAGGUGCUGCUCUUCUCAGCCACGUUCCCGUUGACUGUGGAGCAGUUCAUGCGUAAGCAUCUGCGCGAGCCGUACGAGAUUAACCUGAUGGACGAGCUGACGCUGAAGGGCGUCACUCAGUACUACGCCUUCGUCCAGGAGAAGCAGAAGGUUCAUUGCCUUAACACGCUGUUCUCGAAGUUGCAAAUCAACCAGAGCAUCAUUUUCUGCAACUCCACCCAGCGUGUCGAGCUACUGGCCAAGAAGAUCACAGAACUCGGCUACUCCUGCUACUACAUUCACGCGCGCAUGCAGCAGUCGCACCGCAACCGGGUCUUCCACGAUUUCCGAGCUGGCCUCUGCCGCAACCUGGUCUGCUCCGACCUCUUCACGCGCGGCAUCGACAUCCAGGCGGUCAACGUGGUCAUCAACUUUGACUUCCCGCGCAUGGCCGAGACCUAUCUGCACAGGAUCGGCCGGUCGGGCCGCUUCGGCCACCUGGGCAUCGCCAUCAACCUGAUCACGUACGAGGACCGGUUCAGCCUGCAUCGCAUCGAGAGUGAGCUGGGAACGGAGAUCAAGCCGAUCCCCAAGGUGAUCGACCCGGCGCUGUACGUGGCCGAGUGCCACCAGGAGCAGGACGAGCCGACCGAGCGCGACGCGCAGGACCAGUAG
Pollicipes pollicipes is the source of this 1299-nucleotide messenger RNA. It is a transcript of the gene me31B, whose product is annotated as ATP-dependent RNA helicase me31b. NCBI's taxonomy places the organism in Eukaryota, Metazoa, Arthropoda, Thecostraca, Pollicipedomorpha, Pollicipedidae. Gene Ontology annotation, molecular function: nucleic acid binding; ATP binding; RNA helicase activity. The record is from RefSeq and is a predicted model, not a curated record. The transcript has 7 exons. Bases 1 to 1299 code for a protein of 432 amino acids.